Triplophysa rosa is the source of this 2750-nucleotide messenger RNA. RefSeq names its product fatty acyl-CoA reductase 1-like. NCBI's taxonomy places the organism in Eukaryota, Metazoa, Chordata, Actinopteri, Cypriniformes, Nemacheilidae. Gene Ontology annotation, biological process: long-chain fatty-acyl-CoA metabolic process. Gene Ontology annotation, molecular function: alcohol-forming very long-chain fatty acyl-CoA reductase (NADP+) activity. The transcript has 8 exons. The record is from RefSeq and is a predicted model, not a curated record. Gene Ontology annotation, cellular component: peroxisome. Bases 13 to 1011 code for a protein of 332 amino acids.
GUGUGUAGAUGGAUGGACGACGGCAUUGUAUGUGACAUCACACCACGACUAAUAGGGGACCGACCCAACACGUACACCUUCACCAAAGCGCUGGCGGAGUGCGUCAUCCAGCAGGAGAGCCACAAACUCAACAUUGGCAUUAUAAGACCGUCUAUCGUAGGAGCCAGCUGGCAGGAACCCUUCCCAGGGUGGAUAGACAACUUUAAUGGACCAAGUGGUAUUUUCAUUGCUGCUGGGAAGGGCAUUCUGCGUACCAUGAGAGCCAGCAAUGACGCCGUGGCUGAUUUAAUACCCGUAGAUGUGGUUAUAAACCUCACACUGGCUGCAGGCUGGUACACCAGUGUACACAGACCAAAAACGUCACUAGUGUACAACUGUACGACAGGGGGCAUUAACCCCUUCCACUGGGGAGAGAUCGAGCAUCACGUGAUGUCCACGUUCAAAAGGAACCCGCUGGAGCAGGCCUUCCGUCGUCCCAACGCCAACAUCACCUCCAAUUACCUGAUGAACCAGUACUGGAUUCUAGUCAGUCACAAGUUCCCUGCAUUCAUCUAUGACCUCUUCCUGCGUCUGUCCGGACAGAAACCGCAGAUGACGCGCAUAUUCAACCGUCUGCACAAAGCCAUCGGUCUGCUGGAGUACUUCAGCAGUCAAGACUGGGAGUGGAAAUCUGACAACAUGCACAUGCUGAUGAGUGAACUCAGCCCGGAGGAUCGCAAGACGUACAACUUUGACGUUCGCCAGCUGAACUGGCCGGAGUACAUCGAGAAUUACUGUAUUGGGACCAAGAAGUAUGUUCUGAACGAGGAUAUGUCUGACAUUCCUGCUGCCAGACAACACUUGAGGAAGCUGAGAAACAUCCGAUACACGUUCAACACCGUGUUGCUGGUCUUCAUCUGGCGUGUUUUCAUCGCUCGCUCUCAGAUGGCCAGGAACAUCUGGUACUUCGUCGUGAGCUUGUGCUUCAAGUUCCUGUCGUACUUCAGGGCGUCCAGCACUCUGAGCCAAUGACCGCAGCGCACAGGAAGUGUGUGUCCUCUUCCUCCACGACUUCCUGUCCCACGCACAGAUAUUUCUUUAGCUUUCCUCACCGUCCGCUCGUCCUCCUUACCGCUCUAUUGAUGACGUGUCUGCUAUUUUUUAAAGUGUCUCCUUUUAUAAUGACUGUCCUUAAUACCGAUUAUAUAUGCAACUGCAUUUACAGUGUUUAUCCUUUUUAUCUGGUGGCCAUUCAAUGUCCAGAGAUGUUGCCUUUGUGUCUUCUGUUGAUUUUUUAGCUUCUUCACAACAGACAGUGUUCUAGCAAAGGACCGGCAUCUUUAUGGAGGUUUUUAGCACUAACCACUGAAGCUCUGCUGACAUCAGCGUUAUCUCUGUCUGUCUGUUUUAAUAUCGUGUCAAGUCUGCGUUACUAUCAGCAGUAACAAGGGCAUGAUCUCUAGUUUUCAUGAUCUCUACUAUUUUUAUUAUUUUAGGUAUUUCGUUCAGGUUUGUGUUUCUGGUUGUUUAAAUUGCAUCUUGUACAAAUGAUUAUUUAUAUCAUUUAACUCACCACAAUGUGUCACAUUUCACCCCUAAAUAGGAAGGCGGACAAAAGAAAUUAGGACAAGUCAGACUUAUUUGCAUUGUGUCACAAUUUAAGGAAUUUCACAAAUGGUCAUUCUUAAUGUAAUACAGCUUUUAUUUCAUACAGUACAGAAUAACUUAAUACAGUGUUUUUAUUAUUUAAAUCAGAAUAGAAUAGAAUAUGAACUAAAGGCAGAACAGCAAUAACGCCAUGAUCUAAUAAUACUACUAAUAAUUUUAAUUAUGUGAUCUGUGCUACAACAUUGAGAAGGAUCUGGGUGGAAUUCCAAAAAAAGUGACACAAUUCAAAAAAGGCUUUAUUGUCUAUAUGCAAAAUACAGUCUCAUUUCUUUUAUUUUAGGGGUGAAAUUAAAAGCCGGGGCCUCAUUUAUAAAACUUAAGUAAAUCUAAAGUAGAUUUAAUUCUUAAAGUUUGCGUAGACACAUUCAAGAGUUUCCAUAGGGUGUGUGUAUACACACAUUUUAUUGCCUAUUUUGUGUGUACGCAAUGUUUAUACAUCAGGCCCGUGGUGUUGUUUAAUGAGAGCACAUUAAUGUUGUGUUUGUUUGUACACACUGAGUUUACACCAUAAACAUCUUGAUGAUUUAGUGUGAGGAUUUUGCAGAUGGACAUACAGUUUCAUUGACCUGUAAAUAAUCAAACGUAUAUGAAUAUAAUACUUUUCGGAUGAUAUACAUACCAAAAAUGUACAAAUGUAUAUUUGCUCAUCUGUUUCCUGAAAGGACAGAGGGCUUCCCAUAUUUUUUUAAAGAAAAGGGAAAAAUGAUGAAAAAGUAUAUAUGUGUUGAUAUCAGUGACGUUUGUUUUUACUUUAGCUCUGUUUAAAGUGCCCUAAAAGUCCAUUUUUUUAAAGUCUGUUAAAUCUGUUCAAAGCCAACAGCAGAAAUCCUAAAACAAACAGUACAGUACAUGGAUUUUAAAAGGGAACGUCCCUCGCAAAUCUUUUUUCAACUUUCAUAGGGUUUUACAGCAUCUUGUUGGCAUGGCGACACCAUUUGGACAAAUGGUGCUCUGUCGUCCAGAUAGGGCUUUGGUUUUUCUACACUCCACCUAGUGGUCUUUUGCCAAAUUGUAUUUUUAGAUUGCAUCGAGGGGGGACGGACCCCACUUUGUAAAGUGUUUGCCUUCCGUCUUUUGUAUGUUUCGCACACAGUAUUCAUGGU